UAACAAUAUCGGACAAUAACCCUAAAACCCAGACUGAAACCCUCAGGAUUGAUAAUUAGAUUUUGUCUGGUGGAAGGAUGGGAGCAGAAACGAUCGUGGAAGCAGAGAAAAUUGACGACUUGCUCGAGGCAGCUAGAUACAAUGAUAUAGAUGAUCUGAAAAGCUUGGCUUUUGAUGGUGUCUCUCUUAACUCUCGCGAUUCUCAAGGCCGAACAGCGCUUCAUAUGGCGGCGGCGAAUGGACAUAUGGAUAUAGUGGAGUAUCUCAUCAGUCAAGGAGUGGAUAUUAACGCUUUGAACGAGGAGAACAAUGCUGCUCUGCAUUGGGCUUGUUUGAAUGGCCACAUCGAGGUUGUGAAGAGAAUGAUCUUGGCAGGAGCCAGUCUAAGUCUUUUGAAUCGGUACGAGCGGACUCCAAUGGAUGAAGCUAUUGGUGCUGGGAAGAUGGAGAUUAUAGAUGCUAUCAACACAACUGUUGCUCAAAUGGAACUUGAAAACACCACUGUGGCCUGACUUUUAAAGUCCUCUUCACCAUCUUCCUAAAUGCUUUAGUUUUUGUAUUGUGGAAGUUUUUCCUUUUUUAUGUUGACUGCUGGUUGUUAGAAAUGGAGUAACAUUAAAUACAGAACACAAUGUUUUCUUCGUUACCCAUAAGUUGUCAGCCCCAAAACGUUACUAAAC
Messenger RNA from Eruca vesicaria subsp. sativa (arugula), 680 nucleotides. The record is from the annotation of a GenBank genome assembly. Lineage: Eukaryota; Viridiplantae; Streptophyta; Magnoliopsida; Brassicales; Brassicaceae.